GCCGCUGACAAGAGAUCAAGAGAUAUAUGAUGACCGGACCGAAGAAAGUCUUUCGAGCGGACUUGGUUGGCUCUGGAAUUGAUCACACCAAUUUCUUCAAGGUGGUUUGGGGCGUUGGGGGCUCAGUGUUGCCCAGUGAAGCAGAGCCACCCAGAUUGACUCGCAAGUUGGUGUCCGUCCCCCUUGCUGAAUUGCCCUAUCCAAUGAGUUGUCCACAGCCAUCAUCCUCCGUCAUCUAGCAAUUCAAUCCUCGAUCGAUCGAACCCAUCGAACCCCUAUCAAGUUCGACAUUGACGAGAUAGUCCGGGCUGGCUGGCUUCCAUGGGGGAGUGAUUGUAGUCCUGCCCGAGGAUUAAGUUAAUCCAUGUCGGAUGACGAGACGGAUUGGGGGGCGUCUCUGAGCGAGCUGUCAGCCGUGGGCCACGCCCCUCUCAUUCCCCCUCCCCCGUCCGGUCUCCCGCGGGUCAUCAUUCACAUUGACUUGGAUUGCUUCUAUGCCCAAGUGGAAAUGGUGCGCCAGCCCGCCUUGCGCUCCCAACCCAUGGGCGUGCGACAGAAGCAAAUGGUCAUUACCACCAAUUACACGGCACGGGCACGAGGCAUCCCCAAAAGCGGUUCGGUCCAAGCCCUGACCCAGGCCUACCCGGAAUUGAUCUUAGUCAAUGGGGAAGAUCUCUACGAGUAUCGACGAUUCUCCCAAAGGAUCUUCGAGGUCGUGUCAUCGAUGACCUUUGCUCAUGCCGUUGAGCGGCUCGGCAUGGAUGAGAAUUUUAUCGACGUUACGCCUUGGGUUCACGCCCACCUGUCAGCUCCCGCCGAAAUCGACCCGAGCCCAGUCCAAGGACACGUGUUCCAAGCGGCCUCUUGGGAUAAAUCCGACCCGGUUCAUCGAUGUUUGGCCUUGGGAUCCGUGUUGGCCCAACGAAUUCGUACCCGAAUCCGGGAAGAGUUGGGAUUGACUUCGGCCGCCGGGAUCGCCGUGAAUAAGACCCUAGCUAAACUAGUGGGGGGCUGUCAUAAACCCGAUGAUCAGACCCUUUUGCUGCCCGACCAAACCUUGGCUUUACUCCAAACCUUACCGAGUCCACGAUCGAUCCCGGGCAUUGGGAGUGCCACCCACGCUAGCUUAUUAGAACUGGGUAUCGACACCCUAGCCGAUUUGCAAGCGGCUCAGGUAUCUAACCUGGCCGAGAUGUUUGAUCGUGAAACGGCUGAGCGGCUAAUUCAAUUGAGUCAAGGGAUCGAUCCCAGCCCCGUUAAGACGUCAGGCAGGCCCCAAAGUAUCGGUUUGGAAGAUCGAUUCAAAGUGAUCACCACCCGUGAUGAGUCCAAGACCAAACUCAAGUGGUUAUGGGGUCGAUUGGCUCAACUCAUUUAUGAAGACGGGCGAAUCCCACGCGUGAUCCGAGUGACGGCCCGAGACCAGAUCAAGGAACGAGCCCAAGGUCGACGAUGGCUCAAGGAAUCGCGUCAAACGCAAAUAGCAGGUCAUAUUCUGACCGGCUUAAAAACCAAUCCAGAUCUGCCGCAACGAGAGGAGUCUCAAGUGGUCGAUAUAUGCCUCUCUCUCCUGGAUAAGAUGGUGAACCACUCGGCUCCCUAUCAACUCACGCUCCUGGGCAUUGGCGUCAGUGAUUUUCCACCCGAGACCGCCAAUACCAUUCAAAAUUACUUCGUGGCCGGAGCGAAAGAAACAAGAAACGAAAAACGUCAGCCUAAACGAUCUCACGCAGCCAUGACCCCGCCCAACGAGGAAGCCAUGUGCCAACCUACGCCAGAUAUUGACGAGGCAAUCCGUCCAUGUUCCAAAAAAGUCAAACCUGCCCCUCUGGCCAUCCCGGUGUGCGAUGUCUCGGAUAUUCCCCAUGAUUGGGAUCCAGAGGUAUGGGCCAACCUUCCCAUGGAUAUUCGGACUGAGUUGUUGGCCAGCCAACCCAUUCAAUCCCGGACUAAUGUGAAACCGCUUAAUAAGAAGACCAAAUCCAUCGCUUCAUACUUUCAAAAGAAAAGCUAAUGCUGCCCAGUGAAUACACAACCCUCGCAUGAUCCAGAAUGUGGAAUGGACCUGGUCAUAUUCUUCCAGAUAAUUUAACCCUAGAGAUUACGUUCUCUUUCAG
Tigriopus californicus is the source of this 2117-nucleotide messenger RNA. RefSeq names its product DNA polymerase iota-like. NCBI's taxonomy places the organism in Eukaryota, Metazoa, Arthropoda, Copepoda, Harpacticoida, Harpacticidae. Bases 365 to 2014 code for a protein of 549 amino acids. The transcript has a single exon. The record is from RefSeq and is a predicted model, not a curated record. Gene Ontology annotation, molecular function: DNA-directed DNA polymerase activity; damaged DNA binding. Gene Ontology annotation, biological process: translesion synthesis.